CCGUUUUGCGGGUUUAUACGCACACUUAAGUCUGUGGCUGCUUUUUCAGUUUGUGUUUUAGACCCAGAAAACAUAUGGACAUAGCUACAAAAGAAGCGGACAGUUUUCCCCUGCUCGUCCUCCUAUGAGUUUUUGAAGAGGGAGGUGCAGCAGCUCCAUCCAGUCGUCCUCCUGCAGGCGCCGGAGCCGGAGCGCACGCACGGCCGCGGCUGCAGCAAUGACUCUGAGCUCAGAGAUGUCGGACGCCUCCGUCCUUUCCGAGGAGACCGACAUAGACGUGGUCGGCGAGGGCGAGGACGGGGACGGCCAGACGCGCUCCUUCGUGGACGAGGUGGCGCAGAUGCACGACGGCAUCCUCCUGGCCGGCUCUCCUCCUCCGUGCCUGGACGGCUCCACCUCCUCCAGGGACGCCUACAAGCCGGCGGGCAAGAACACCCUGGUGAAGCCCCCUUACUCCUACAUCGCCUUAAUCACCAUGGCCAUUCUCCAGAGCCCCAAAAAGAGGCUCACCCUCAGCGAGAUCUGCGACUUCAUCAGCAACCGCUUCCCUUACUACAGGGAGAAGUUCCCGGCCUGGCAGAACUCCAUCAGACACAACUUAUCCCUCAAUGACUGCUUCGUGAAAAUACCACGGGAGCCCGGGAACCCCGGGAAGGGGAACUACUGGACCUUGGACCCGGAGUCGGCCGAUAUGUUUGACAACGGGAGCUUUCUGCGGCGGAGGAAGCGCUUUAAGAGGCAGCAGACGCAGGACUUGCUGCGGGAGCACGGCGGCUUCCUCCCCGCGGCCGCUGCGUACGGGUAUGGGCCGUACGGCUGCGGCGCGUACGGCGUCCAGCUCCAGUCCUACCACACGCACUCUGCGCUUUUUGCGUUCCAGCAGCAGCAGCAACAGCAGCAUCAACAGCAGCACUCCAGGCAUUCACACACGGGGACCAUUAUCCCUUCACCUUCUUUGAUGCCCACCAGCACGGACUUAAGCAGAACUCGGUUUUAUCCUCCGCUCGGCUCCAGCUUGCACGGCUCAGCCGCCGCAUCUUCCCCGGUGCGUAAAUCCGGCUCUCCGGUGCAGCGCUCGCCCUUCUCCAUAGAGAGCAUCAUCGGGGGGUCGGGGAGCCCCUCAUGCAGGACUUCUCCGGUCGUGGUCCCAGUGUCUUCUUUGGGAGCUGUUUUACACCCGCCUGAAAACUUCCCGAAUAACAGAGUUGUCGGCGGCACUAGCGCCUGUUAAAUGUUACUAAUCUUAUCAAGAAACUUUAGAAAAAAAAGACACAAAAACGCCCCUCUUCGAAGGUAGGAUUAUUUUUGUAUGUUUAUUUGAGAGCACGCAGCUGAAUGAUGGACAUACAAAACACUAACUGUGCCUAUAUUCAUGCUGUUUCUGAACAUCGCCUCUUUUAUAUUUAAAUUUUCUCGGUGUGAAUCAGAUGUUGAACUUUUCUUGUAUUUUCCAUGAAGUGAUUAAUCCGUUUCAAUCACUGUUCCUGGCGUCUCAGGUUAUAAAGCUGAUCACAUGUUUGUUUUGUUUGUUUGUUUUAAGGCUGAUAAUGUUAGGCUAUUUGUGUCAAACACAUCCAUGUUUUUUUUUAUUAGCAGAUCAAAACAAAGUUUUAAAAGUUUUGAUUUGAACUUUGUACGUAUUAAAAAAAGAAACAGAGAUAAAAGUCAUACAUUUAUAAUUAUAUGCAGUGUGUGUUGAUUUCAGUAAUAAAACAUUGUACAUUUUUUGAGCAAGUAAUGUGUAACUGAAGUGUGAUAUUUUUACAGUUUU
Messenger RNA from Cololabis saira (Pacific saury), 1771 nucleotides. RefSeq names its product forkhead box D1 (gene foxd1). Gene Ontology annotation, molecular function: RNA polymerase II cis-regulatory region sequence-specific DNA binding; DNA-binding transcription factor activity, RNA polymerase II-specific. Gene Ontology annotation, biological process: cell differentiation; regulation of transcription by RNA polymerase II; anatomical structure morphogenesis. Bases 218 to 1231 code for a protein of 337 amino acids. The record is from RefSeq and is a predicted model, not a curated record. NCBI's taxonomy places the organism in Eukaryota, Metazoa, Chordata, Actinopteri, Beloniformes, Belonidae. The transcript has a single exon.